CUUCUCACCAUCCUCGCGUCUGGGCUCCCCACGUCCGCCUGCCCGACGCACUCUCUCCUCUGCUUUCCUCUACUGCAGACGCGCCAUUUCGUUCCCGCUCGACUGAUCACGUCCCUGCGCUCUCUGCCUCUGGCGCGCCGCCCGUCGCCCGCUGCCCGCCAUGGCGGCCGCCUUCGUGCCCGCGCGCUUCGAGACGCUGCAGCGCACCAUCCUCGGCGCCGUCGCCAGCCCGGCGCGUGUCGCCGGCUCGAACGAGUGGUUCGUCGCCAUCGAUCGCGCGCGCGCUGAGCUCGUCGACUUUGCCCGGCCGCGCCCGCCGAGCGAUGCUGAGCGGAGGGAGAUCGAGGGCGGCAAAGUCACCAUCGAGGGCGUGGCACACUCGCUCAAUGCCGACUUCGCACAGCAGACGCUGCUGCUCGCACGCACGCUGCAGGUCUCGGAGCGCUACGCCGCCUCGCUGCUGCAGGCCGGCCUCGCCGGUCGGGCGCGCUGGGGCCGCGGCGCCGUCGAAGUGGCCUGCAUCCUCUACCACCGCGAGCGCCUGGCGCUCAUCAGCUGCCUCAAGGAGCUGGUGCGCGGCGCCAUGACGCUGCCGCACGAAGAUGAUGCGGCGGCACGGAAGCUCGGCGCUCAGAUGCUGCAGCUGGCAGAGUCGCUGGUCGCGACCGAGGUCGAGCUGUCCGCUGGCUCCAAAGCCAAGGGCUCGUUCACGGCCCGCGUGCUGCAGGAGAUUGACGCCGUGAAGAAGGGCAUUCAGACGCUGUCUGCCUCCAACGAGGCAGUCGGCGCCUCAGAGUCGCUCGAGAUGAUGCACCGCGAGCGCCGCGAGCUGGGCCACCUGCUCUACCUCUGCGCGGUCGCGCGGCUCUUGCCGACAGAGUUCAUCACCGCCUGUGUCAACUGGCUUGCCGACAAGAGCGAGGACAAGGACGCGCUGACCUUCUACAUCCUCACGACGCUCCUUGCGCUGCUCGAGCCCGUCGAGGGCCGCGACUUUGACAUCGAGGACUCCGACCUGAUCAAGCUCAACAAGGAGAUUGUCACGCGGCAAUGGGCACUGCCAGAGCUGCAGAGCGUCGCGCAGCUGCAGUGGUCGCUCCUCAUCGCCACGCAGAGCUUCGGCAGCGUGCUGCAGAUGACCGAGGACAAGCUGCAGACGCUCGUCAUCGGUGCAAUUGCCGGGUCCGGCUCGGCGGGCAAGUCAAAGCGCGGCGAUGCCUUCGUGUUCCUCGUCACACGCGCACUGGCCUUCCGGCAGCGCGCGAUUGACGCCGUCGACGGCGAGGACGAGGUGGGCGAGGCAGAGGCCUCGCAGCCGUCGUUCAGCGCCGAGGAGGAGGUCGACGCCGAGUUCCAGGAGUACAUCCUGACUCAGGUGCAGGACCUCGUGCUGCGCGUCACCUCGGUGAUGCUGCCGUUCCUGCGCAAGCUGCAGCGCGCAGAGGAGGAUGCAGCCUUUUCGCCGCACCGCAGCGCACUGCGCAGCGGCGGCGAGCCACAAGAGCGCCGCUACGACAUCGAGGCGCUGUUUGACCUCGUUGCGCUGCUGUGCCGCGGGCGGCCCGAAGCAGGCCUGCCGUUCUGGCUUGGCCCGGCCGGCAAGGGCACGCGCUUCCUCGCCUGGGCUGUGGACGUGCGCGAGCAUGGGCAUCAGCGUGCUCUGCUCGAGAUGCUCGCUGCGCUUGCGGCGGGCCCGCAGAGCGCGUGGCAUGCGCACAGCCUGCUAUCGUCCGACGACGGCGUGCUCGGCCACGCCGAGGGACGACUUGUCUCCUGGACGCGGCUCUUCGAGUGGAUGCAGUACUACAUCGACGCCAUGCGUGGCCCGGGCUCCACGGGCCGCCCGUCUGUCGGCAUGCCCGCCGAGGAGGUCGUGCUGCUGCGCGCCUUCCUGCGCCUGCUGCGCAAUGUGGCGUUCUACAGCACGGCGACGCGCGAGGCCAUCUACGAGAACACCAACUACGCGGCGAUCCAGCGCCUCUUCUCGCUGUACAUGUGCUUUGUGCCUCUUGAGCUCAAGGCGGCGAUCCUCGACACGCUCGCCGCGUUUGCGCAGCCGUCGGGCUCCAGCGCAGCGCGCAUCGUCGGCGAUCUGUGGUCGAUGCUCGAGGCCUUGCAGGUCAUCGGGCCGUCAGGCGGCAACCGCGGCGGCGCAUCGCGGCUCGCGCUCGGCGGCGGCGGCAUGUUCGGCCUCAGCCGCGGGCCAGCGCAGGGCUUCGGCGGCGGCGUCGUGCAGGAGCUGGAGAACGUCGAGGUGCCGAACAGGCGCUACCCGGCGACCACCAGCUUCGUCAACUUCCUGCGCGCUCUCGUCCACGUCCCGUCGCCUGCUCGCGACGCCACGGGCCUCCUCGCGGCGCCGGAGGCGAACGCCGCCACGUUCGGCCGUGCGCCUUCGUCCUUCCAGAGCCUUGUGCUGAGCCUCGGACAGGGGCACCGCACGCCUGGUCUGGACCCGUACGUCGCCUUCGUCGUCGACACCGUCCUGCUGCAGGCCUCCAGCCGCGACACGGCGAACGCGACAGACAUGUGGCGCAUCAAGGCGGCCUGCCUCGGCUUCAUCGAGCGCUGCCUGGUCUCUUACGACCUGAUCGCACUCACUGCGGAGACGGACAAUGGCCGCAAGGGCUCCUCAGAUCCCGCCACGGUCACCGGCCUGCUGCUGCACCCUGCCUUCAAUCUGAUGAAGCGUUUGCUGACCAACACGUCGCUGCUCAAGGAGAUCUUCAACAUCAUCGCGCCGAGCGAGGACGCCGGCUUCGAGCUCAUCAACAGCAACCGCGCCCGCACCCUCUUCCAGGCCAGCUGCGUGCGGCACGCCAUGCGCAUCGUGCAGCGUGUGCUGCGCAUCCAGGACCUCUUCCUGCAGGUGCUGCUGCCCAUCUGCGCGGACGCCGCCGGCAGCGGCAGCUCCAGCAUCGGCGGCGGUCAGUUCCCUUCUGUUGACGUCGCAGCUCGCGUUGGCCAGCUGGGCGCAUACAACACGCUCGACACGCAUCUGCUGCACGAGCACCGUGCCGUUGUCCAGAUCGCGCUGUACAUCAACUGCCAGCGCGACGACAUUGCGCUGCUGUCGGUGCGCCUGCUCGGCCUCAUCGCGCGCAGCGCUGCAUUCAGCGCGCUUGACCGCUUCGGCGAGAUGGGCUACGGGCGCAAGAUGAACCGCCUCGUUGGCCUUCUCGACAUGAUGAGCGAGUCAGACCGCGUGCGCGCCGGCUACGUCGAGCGCCUCGAGGCGGAAGGCGCAGACGACGUCGGUGCCUUUGCGCUCGAGAGCCUCACGUCGCUCGCUCUGGAGGAGGACGACCCGUCUGCGCAGCUCGGCGGCGAUCUGGAAGGUCUUGCGGCUCCGCAAGUCGAUGCCAGCGAGACUAUCCGUCUCGCGAUCCUCGACCUUCUGCUCGCCAACACGACGCAAAGCAAGGCCUCGCCGAACGUCGCGCACCUCAUCCUCGGCUUUGACCUGCGCGCAUCGGCAGAUGCCAACUCGCAGGUGAUCCCGGACCCCGACUCUCCCGACACACCACGGGGCACGCUGCACUCCAUCCUUGCGAUGCUGCGCCCGGCCUCCGCCGGCAGCGUCUCGCUGGCUGACCGCGCGCCUGCACUGGCGGAGAAGUGCCAGGCUCUUGUGGCCCAGCUCUGCAAGCACCCAUUCUCGAGUGCCGCCACGCUGCGCUACUUGCGGACGCGCGAGGACUUCUACGUCAAGCAGCUGCGCAGCGCCGCCUUUGUGCCCGCAGAGCGCUCGACUGGCGAGGGCGUGCUGGGCGAGGUCGUCUUUGCGGACGGAGGGCGUCUGGCCUCGUCGGUCGAUGCGCUCAUCGCGUCGCUCCGCACCCGCGCGCACCUGCUCGACGGCGUCGCGCUCGAGCUGCACACCCUCUCGAACGGUAACAUGCAGGCCGCAGCUGCCCGCCUGGUUGCCGUUCUCUUCGGCACCAGCGCGGUGAGCGGCGUGUCCGGCCUCACUGCGCAGGACGACGAGGACGAGAGCUUGCUUGAGGACGACGGAUACCUGCCCUCUCAGGGCGCGCAGGGAUCCGCAGCCGGCUUCGAGCAGCGCGGACUGCGCAUCCUCGAGCUGCUGCAGAGCCUCGAUUUCGAGUGGCACGACGAGCGCGAAGCUCUCGGAGCUGAGCUCUCGCUUCUCGCGAACAUCGACAUUGCGCAGGCACGCCGGCCUGACGGCGAGGCCCUUCGCGAGUUCGACGUUGGCGCGACACUGGCACUGCUUGGCGCCACACGUCGCGAGCUCGAGCGCCGCGGCGAGAUGGUCGAGCCGCGGCAACGGGCGGCCUUUGAGCGGGAAGCCGCCAUGGUGCUGCAGUUCGUCAGCGCUCGCAAUGCCCUGCGCGCAAUCGCACACGCCCGACGCACGGCCAUGCAGGCCUGGCGCCACGCGCUCGACAUGGUGCUGGCCCGCGCCGCGCACCUCUUCCGGCCCGACAUGCAUGGCGUGGUGGUCUUCGACUGCCUGGCCGCGCUGCUGCCGCGCCUCUCUGGGCCGUCGCCCGAGGCAGACCCCGCGCUGGGCGAUCUCGUCGCUGGCGCUGUGCUGGGUCUGCUCACGAGCCUGCGCCUUCACCGUGCUAGCACCAGCUCCGCUGCUGCGGCGCUCGAGACGGACGGACCGGAUGAGCUGCCGAUCGACCGCCUCGUCACCACGCUCCGCGCUCUGCUGGCCGCUCUCGUGCGCCCUGGCACCUCCAUCCUCGCUCGCGGCAACCUCUACACCGCCCUCAUCAACUACCUGCAGCUUGUUCGCUCGGACCCGAGUGCUGAAGGCGACGGAGCUGCGCUGGACAACAUGACGGACGAUGCCGGCUCUGUCUCGUUCAUCGACGGCGACUUUGACGACGCUGCAUCGCUCGGUGGCAGCGUCAGCGCGCGGCUGGGCACGUCGUCCGUCGCCGAGACUCGCACACGCGCUCUGGUCGCCUCGCACCUGGACCGCCUCGUCCCGAUCCUUGCGCGCGAUGCGCUCGACGCCAUCGACAUCUGGCGGACAGUCGUGUACACGCUCUGUGACAAGCUAUCGGCGCUCGAGACCAAGCCCAGCCGCUCAAGCGGCAGCAGCGGUCCGAAUGCACGGGCGCUCGAGAUCCUAAGCCGGCAAGGCUUCCUCAAGACGUUCGUUGCCGGCCUUCGCGACAUGGACAUGGCCCUGCAAGAGGUGUUGCGGCCGGAUCCCUCGAGCCUGAAUGCGCUGUACGUCUAUGGCGCACAGCUCGCCUUCUUCAGCCGGCUGGCGCAGUCGCGGGCCGGCGCAGAGCGGCUCAUCGAGGCGCGCAUUUUCGAGGUGCUCGCCCAGGCCGACCACCUCUCGGCACGACCAGAGCAGGACCAGCACUUUGUCGACCUCGACAGCUUCCUGCCUGCGGCCAUGGAGCGGUACGACGCGCUGCUCACGCCGGCGCUGCAGCUGUGCGUGGCGACGCUGUCGAGCACGUCGCAGCGGCACGCGCGCGCUCUGGCUCCCGCGAGUGCCAAGGCGAACGGCGCCUUCUCUUCCUCGUCGUCUGCGCCUCGGCAAGCACUCGCUUUUAUCGAGGCGCACCGCACGACGCUGCUCACGGUGCUCAAGGUGCCGACGGCCGACACGACGAGCCUGGCCGCCAUCUCGCAGGCGCAGCUGCUCGUUGCCAUGUUCGUCUUCAUCCUCCCCGCGCUCGACGACGAUGCGCUGGCACCCGGUAGCCCGCUGGCCGGCUUCCACUCGGCCGUGCUUGCGCUGGCCGCCAGCUUCCUGCACGUGUCGGCUUGGCGCGAGCGGGUGCUGCCGCAGACCGAGGCUGAGCGCGAGGACGCCACGCGCAUCUUCCUGGCGCCCGGCCAGCAGGGUGCGAUGGAGGAGGACAGCGUCUUUGACACCUCUGCGCGCGUCGUCGUGGGCCGCCUGACAGCGUCGCUGCUGGCAUAUCUCGAGCUUGCGAGCGAAACGCGCGGCCGCCCGGACACGACUCGGGAAGCAGGCGCGAUGCGACUGCGUGUGCGUCCGUGCCUCACCGCCGCACUACAGGCGCAAGGCUGGCGCGGCGGGCAGGACCGGUACGACGACGAGACCUCGCGCUUCGGCGCUGGCGGCGCACACCUACGCUCCGCCGGCAGCUCGGUACCGGGCCUCGGCAGCUGUCUGGCCGCCCUCGAGGAGCAGGUCACUGGCCUGGAUCGCGAUCUGCAGGGCAUCGACUCGAGCAGCGCAAUGCUCGAGCAGCCCGACGCUGUCACACUCCAGGAGUGGGAUGAGAUCGUCCGAGACGUGCUCGGCAGCGAGGAGCUCGAGCUCAGCCUUGGACCGGCGCAGCGCCGCACCCUGGCGAUUCGCGAGCUCAAGCAGCGGCGCAUCCUCAUGCGCUCGUCCGCACUGGCCAAGCUUGACGGCGUCGAGCUGCUCCUCGUGCUGCUCUACCGGCACUUUGAGUACUACCUCUCGCUGCCGCCGAGCGCGCUGCGCCUCUCGCUCGUCGACCCGGCAGCAGCAGCAUCGCGGCGCGCCGGCAGCACGCUCUUCUCGGCGUCGACGCGCGGCGGCGAGUCGGUGAGCGGCAUCGGCAGCGGCGCAGCUGCCAACAGCAGCAGCAGCAGCAACGACCAGGCGGCGCUGGUGCGCGACGGCCUGGCGAUGGUGUCGCGCGUGCUGGAGCGCCUCGAGCCUGUGCUGCUCGAGCUGGCCAAUGCGCCGCUGCCGCGCGCAAAGGAGCGCUGCAGCUUCAUCCAGAUGGCCGGCCGCCGCCUCGUCGGCACGCUGCAGCAGAAGGCCGAGCAACUAGAGCUCUGAGGCACCCUACGUAAUGCACACAUCUUCUUCACGGCCGAGUGCAUGCGCCGU
Molecule: messenger RNA, 6832 nt
Organism: Tilletiopsis washingtonensis
Lineage: Eukaryota; Fungi; Basidiomycota; Exobasidiomycetes; Entylomatales
Exons: 4
Coding region: 161-6781 (2206 amino acids)
Biological process (GO): nuclear pore organization
Cellular component (GO): nuclear pore inner ring; nuclear pore
Molecular function (GO): structural constituent of nuclear pore
Source: RefSeq, a predicted model, not a curated record